Molecule: messenger RNA, 1333 nt
Organism: Capsella rubella
Lineage: Eukaryota; Viridiplantae; Streptophyta; Magnoliopsida; Brassicales; Brassicaceae
Product: scarecrow-like protein 32
Exons: 1
Coding region: 1-1227 (408 amino acids)
Biological process (GO): regulation of DNA-templated transcription
Cellular component (GO): nucleus
Molecular function (GO): sequence-specific DNA binding; DNA-binding transcription factor activity
Source: RefSeq, a predicted model, not a curated record
AUGACCAAGACCCGGCUUCUUAACCCGACCCGACUCUCUUCUCUCAAACCACUACGAGGGUGCGACGCCAACUUCAUGGAACAGCUCCUCCUCCACUGUGCAACCGCCAUCGACUCAAACGACGCAGCAUUGGCUCACCAAAUCCUUUGGGUGCUCAACAACACCGCUCCACCAGACGGUGACUCCACCCAACGACUAACCUCCGCCUUCCUCCGCGCGUUGCUCUCACGCGCCGUCUCCAAAAACCCUACAUUAUCAUCCGCCAUUAGUUUCCUACCUCCGGCUGAUGAACUCCACCGGUUCUCAGUAGUGGAGCUAGCAGCAUUCGUCGACCUCACUCCUUGGCACCGGUUUGGAUUCAUCGCGGCCAACGCAGCCAUCUUAACCGCCGUGGAAGGUUACUCAACGGUUCACAUCGUUGACCUAAGUUUGACUCAUUGUAUGCAAAUCCCUACUCUCAUAGACGCCAUGGCAAGAAGACUCAACAAACCUCCUCCGCUUCUUAAACUCACCGUCGUCUCUUCCUCCGAUCACUUCCCACCGUUCAUCAACAUAUCUUACGAAGAACUCGGAUCCAAACUCGUCAACUUCGCCACCACAAGAAACAUAACAAUGGAGUUCACAAUCAUACCUUCAACUUACUCUGAUGGCUUCUCAUCCCUCAUACAACAACUACGGAUUUAUCCUUCUUUCAACGAAGCUCUCGUCGUUAACUGCCACAUGAUGCUCCGUUACAUCCCUGAAGAAACCCUAACUUCAUCGUCAUCAUCGCUGAGAACAGUUUUCUUGAAACAACUCCGAUCUUUGAAUCCAAGAAUCGUAACCCUAAUAGAAGAAGACGUAGAUCUCACGUCUGAGAACUUGGUUAACCGGUUAAGAUCGGCUUUUAACUACUUCUGGAUACCGUUUGAUACAACCGACACGUUUAUGAGCGAGCAGAGGCGGUGGUACGAGGCGGAGAUAAGUUGGAAGAUAGAAAACGUGGUGGCGAAGGAAGGUGAGGAGAGGGUGGAGAGGACUGAGACAAAGAGACGGUGGAUUGAGAGGAUGAGAGAUGCUGAGUUCGGUGGUGUUAGGGUAAAUGAAGAGGCGGUGGCGGAUGUGAAGGCGAUGCUGGAGGAGCACGCCGUCGGGUGGGGAAUGAAGAAGGAAGAUGACGACAACAGUCUCGUGCUGACGUGGAAAGGUCAUAGUGUAGUGUUUGCUACCGUUUGGGUUCCCAUUUAAAUCGAGUUGAUUAGAUUUGAAUUAAUUACCGAUUUAAUUGGAUUGCUCUGAUUUGUAGUUGGGUCUAAUUCUAAUGUCAUUGUUUUGUAUUAAUUUGUUCCAACAU